Molecule: messenger RNA, 739 nt
Organism: Lineus longissimus
Lineage: Eukaryota; Metazoa; Nemertea; Pilidiophora; Heteronemertea; Lineidae
Exons: 2
Coding region: 1-714 (237 amino acids)
Source: RefSeq, a predicted model, not a curated record
AUGUCGGACACUGAAAGCCUCUCUCUUUCGGACUUUAAUGAUGAAGAAAUUGCCGAAACGUCCGAAUGUAAACAGACGACUUUUGUCAGAAUUGUGAAGGACUAUCCGAUUCUUCUGAGCAAGUCCCAAACUCAUGUCGUGAAGAAACAGAAGGCCGCAGCCAUGAAAAAGUUGAUCGCUGAAUAUCAACAACGAAGUGGCAUCCAGAUGACGGAGAAGCAGGUCAAGAAAAAGUUGAACAACAUGAAAACAGAUUUGCGGACCAAGGCAGACAGAACCGCUACUGGGAAUAAGCCAAUUGAACUUAAGAAGUGGGAGGCAGAUCUUCUUGAUCUAAUUGAUGCAGAGUCCAAUCCUACCCUGAGCGGUAACCCAGGUGGCAUGAGUGUUGGGCUUGGAACGAGGCGUUCAUCAUCGGUUAUGCUGUCCAGGACUACCCCAGACGUGGAAGUCCCUACUAACCGCCACCGCCAGAGCUCAAGUACCGUUACUCUAGCCACUUCUGGUCACCGUCGUAACACUAGCUCAACUACUCAAGCGAAAGAAGGCAAACUGCCCCCUCCUCCUCCUCCACCGAAGAAAAAAAAGGUCCUUCCGGAAACAGAAGACACUGAAAACCUCUCAAUGAUGGAGCUGCAGCGCCUCGUUCUCCUGGAACAACUUAAACUGGCAAGAAUGCAGCAAAACCAAAUCUCCGCUCCAAACUAUAUGUAGUCAAAUUUACAUGUACAGUCAAUUA